AUGGCUAAGCUGCUCGCUGUUACGACGGCCUUGCUUCUGCUGCUCGAUACAGUGAUCACAUGCCGAGCUGACUACGGCUCCCCCGGAUCGGGUUCAGCCGGCUACAGUUACCCCAGCCCGACGCCGACGCCGACGCCUUCCCCAGCUCCUAGUGCCGAUGGCCUCGCCAUAGGCUUCUACGACAGCUCGUGCCCAAAUGCCGAGGCAAUCGUGAGGGGCGUCGUCCAGAAGGCGGUGCAACAGAACCUUGGCACUGGUGCGGGACUCAUUCGAAUGCUCUUCCAUGACUGCUUCGUCAUGUUAGAUAGUUUGGAUCAUCUAGUAGUGGAUCCAGUGGGUGAGUUUUUUUCUAAUUGA
Molecule: messenger RNA, 357 nt
Organism: Miscanthus lutarioriparius
Lineage: Eukaryota; Viridiplantae; Streptophyta; Magnoliopsida; Poales; Poaceae
Source: the annotation of a GenBank genome assembly